Messenger RNA from Agrilus planipennis (emerald ash borer), 1448 nucleotides. RefSeq names its product vacuolar protein sorting-associated protein 4. Bases 65 to 1312 code for a protein of 415 amino acids. Lineage: Eukaryota; Metazoa; Arthropoda; Insecta; Coleoptera; Buprestidae. Gene Ontology annotation, molecular function: ATP binding; ATP hydrolysis activity. The transcript is spliced from 5 exons. The record is from RefSeq and is a predicted model, not a curated record. Gene Ontology annotation, biological process: endosomal transport; vacuole organization.
CUGCUGUUACUAACUUUCCACGUGAAUUUAAAUUUGUUUUAUUAGAGCACUAAUUUAUGUACAAAUGGUAUUAAAAAUGUAUAAAGAUCUUUUGAGAAAAUACGAAGAAAUUAAGAAUGAGAUUAAUACGAAAGUUAUUUAUGAAAAAUUGAGUUUUUGUAAAGACACUGUUGAUUAUUUAAUUGCUGUUGAACCCAACAAUAAUUUCAAACAUGCGUUUGAACAUAUAAGGAGUUCAAUAAUUAAACAAACAAUUAAUUUAGGAAGAAAAAGGGCUUUAAUAGAAAUAAAAAUUCCAGCUGCAUCAUUACUAAAUUUAGAAAAUUGUCAGAAGAAUAAUUCUGCUGAGCAAAUGGAAACGCGUUCUGAUAGUUUAAAAGAAUUUCAAAUUACAGAAGUGAUUCCCCAAAUAUGCGGUUUUCAUGAAGUAAUUGGGUGUAAUGAAAUAAAAAAAACACUUCAAGCCCAUUUUAUUUUGCCCUUACAACAGCCUCAGCUGUUUGUUGGGCUUUUAAAUACCGUCAAUUCUUUACUACUUUUUGGACCACCGGGAACGGGGAAAACCCGAAUCGCUCAUGCUUUAGCAUCCGAAAUCACCUGUAAACUUUAUUGUAUUUCACCUAGCGAUAUUUUAAGCGAAUAUAUUGGGAAAACAGAAAAGAUGAUUAAAACCGUUUUUACACAAAUAAAGAAUUCUCCUUCAAUGUCAAUACUUUUUAUUGAUGAAAUAGAUGGAAUAUGUAGAAAAAGGACCGGAGAGGAGCAAGAAUCUAGCAGAAGAUUAAAGACAGAACUUAUGUGUCAGUUGAACGAUUUCAACUCUAAUAAGAAUGCAAUUCUGAUAUGUGCAACCAACUGCCCUUGGGACUUAGACUCUGCUUUUUUAAGACGUUUCCAAAAACGAAUUUAUGUUCCACUCCCCGAUAGACAAGAAAGAUUCGAACUGUUAAAUUAUUACACUGAAAAAACCACCUUGGCAAAAACUAAAGACAGCUGGGGUCCAAUAAUCACACAAACAGAAGGCUUUUCUGGCUCAGACUUGGCCAAUCUGGUUCAAAAUGCACUGAGUGUACCUGUUACUGAAUUAAUUGAGAAUAAGAAAUGGAAAAUGACAGAUUUUAAUAUGUAUGAACCAGCUAUGGAAAAUGAACAUUUUAACGUUAUUUAUUGUGGGAUUAAUGAAAUUCCCCGUAAUUGUGCCAAGGUCAGAAACGCACAAAUCAGCGACCUAAUUAAAGCUGUUGAAAAAAUUAAAAGAACUGUUACUGUUGCAGAAGAUCAAAAGUAUAAAGAGUACAUUAAACAAUUUUAAAAUAAGCCAAUUCUUAACAAUGAAAUUGUUAAUAAUAUAUAAUAUUCGUAUAGUAUUAUAGUAUAUAUAAGUCUUAAAAAACUGGUAGUAUAAGAAAUUUGUAUUUUAUUACUGUUUGAUAGUUAAGGAUUUUUUU